Molecule: messenger RNA, 2564 nt
Organism: Xyrauchen texanus (razorback sucker)
Lineage: Eukaryota; Metazoa; Chordata; Actinopteri; Cypriniformes; Catostomidae
Gene: f2rl2
Product: coagulation factor II (thrombin) receptor-like 2
Exons: 2
Coding region: 779-1873 (364 amino acids)
Biological process (GO): positive regulation of Rho protein signal transduction; blood coagulation; phospholipase C-activating G protein-coupled receptor signaling pathway
Cellular component (GO): membrane
Molecular function (GO): thrombin-activated receptor activity
Source: RefSeq, a predicted model, not a curated record
GACCUGAAUAAAGUUUCAAACAGAGCAGAAGACCAAUUUAACAUGAAGAGAAAUGUAUACUAUUCACACAAUGCAGCAUGAACUGUACAUUCUUCAAAUCUGAAAAAAAUUAAAUAAAAAUACAAUGUGAAAAAAUUAAGACAGACAGACAGAAAGAAUGAAAGACAGACAUGAAAGAAGGAAGGAAGGACAGACAGGAAGGACGGACAGACAGACAGGAAGGACGGACAGACAGACAGAAAGAAAGAGACAGGCAGAUAGACAGACAUUUUCAAAUGUUAAAUAUCAGGAUUUUGAUUAACUAAUCACGCUCAGAAAACAUAAGUAAUUCUCGCAUGAAUAAGUACUAUAAUCUGCCACAUUCAUUUAUUUAUUAUAGUCGUUGAGUUACUAAUGAGGCCAGAAAACUUACCAAAAUAUAAUCUUAGCAUUCCUGAAUACAAUUAAGACAUGCAGCAAUAUUUCCAGCUCACUGUUUGUAAACAGUCUGUUUGAAACCAUUCAACAGAAGUCUCACAUAAUGAAGUAUUUCCUGACAUGCCUAACACAUGAGCACUGAACAAUUCAAUCCAGACUCCCCAAGCCUUUCACAGGAAACAAGCACACACCCUUUAGGGAGGCAUUAAGCUAAAAAAAUGUAUUUGAGCAUAAACUUUACAUUAACUUUUUUCAGCUAAAACAUGUGAUGGAAGAGUAGGAUGAGUAAUCCUCAGAAGAGAUUCUAGUAGGUUAUGCUUAGUUCAAUGAACGUUGCAGUGUAAAAAUUUACUAGAAAACCAUGUGGAGAGUACUUGUGGUGCUGUUGUUACCAUUGAUGUUUGAGGACUCAUUUCAAGAGACGGAUGUUGCAUGCAAUACACCACGCCCACCAUUUCAGCCAAAAACAUUUUUUGGAAGAACGGUGUGUAAGGUUACACAGUUCCCCAACUCAUCCAUCGACCAGCCUGCGAUAAAUGUCAGUGAUAAUGUCUUCAACCACACCACUGGAAUUCUCAGCACGAAGAUAAUUCCAUAUGCCUAUAUCGUAGCAAUCAUUAUUGGAAUCCCCUCCAACGUCUUUGUGCUGGCUUGCCUCAGUAGAAAAAGGAAUCUAUCCACUGGCAUCCUGUAUUGUAGCCUAGCCGUUUCAGAUCUACUCCUGCUAGUUUCUCUCACACUCAGAGUCCACUAUCACAUCAAUAACAACAGCUGGAUCUUUGGAGAGCUCAUCUGCAAGUUGGUGACUGCCUGCUUUUACGGUAACAUCUACUGCUCAAUCCAUGCCCAUAUGUGUAUAUGUGUAAUGCGAUACCUAGCAGUGGUUCAUCCAUUCCGUUACAGGGGACUGUCAAAAAGAUACUGUGCGAUCUGGGCAAGCUUAACUGUAUGGGUGGUUUUUGCAAUUGCUAUGGUACCAGAGUUUCUGAUUCAGCAGAGCUACUACGUUUAUGGGCAAGAGAUCAUAACGUGUCAUGACAUCCAGCCCUAUGACGAAAAAUCUUACCGAGCUUUAAUUCCAUACAGAUUCAGCCUGAUAUGCCUGGGAUUCAUCCUGCCCUCAUUGAUCAUUGUCUUUGUUUAUGGAUCUAUUAUCCAUCAUCUAAAUCGCUCCAGCCGUGACUGGGAGCAUUACAUCAAGGCAAGCACACUGGUGUUUGUGAUAUUUUUAUUGUGCUUCACCCCAAGUAGUGUAUUUCAUUAUAUACAUUAUGUAAAGCUGUACACUCAGAAUCAAGAUUACUUGUAUCAGUACUACAGAGCAGCAGUAUGUCUGUGUUCCUUCCACAGCUGUCUGGACCCCUUCCUCUCUUAUCUCUUAACAAAGACUUCAACUUCCCAGCCUAAGUUUAGAUCCUUUACUUCUGGAGCUGAGAAGCCUUCUUUCAUUAUCUAAAGCCUAGGGAUUUCUAAACAUCAGGAUGUUUUUGCUGUGGGCCCUGCAUGAAGGACUUCCUUAUCUACAGUGGUUCAUCAGUGGGUUAAGGAUGUUGUUAGGGUUAGACCCAUCUAACUUAGUCCCUCAGUAGAGCUUGUUAACAGUGUAAAUUGUGUGAGAAUACCUAUGUACAUUAUUAGCACAAACAGUGAACAUAAAACAUAUAAUAAUUAAAGAAAAACUGAAUUUGUGGGACCAGUAGAGAAAAGUCUAGUAUUUUAACAACACUAUUAGUAAUCUCAAUCAGAUGGUCAUUAUCACAAAAUAAACCCAAAUGGGUUUAUUAAGACCCUUUUGCAAAGUGGAGGGGUCUUGUAUUACCCUGAAAGGGUUUAUGUUGUGAUAAUGACCAGCUGAUUUAUUGAUUUAAAUUUAAAUGAUUUGAUUAUGUGUGUAUUGCUAUGAUCUAGCACAGUGUGCAAAAUUAGUUGAGAGCGCUAAUUAUACGGCUUAACGAUCAUUGAACAAAAAUAUUUGGUGCUGUGUAAUAAGCCAACGUAUUAUCAGAGGUCUGAAAAUGUUAAAGAUGGCUUACAAAUUACAGAACCAGAAUAAACAAUAGAUUGUUCCAGAUGCAAAAAGUAGCCUUCACUUUCAAGAAAACAAAGAGGUGACCUGAACUCUCAGACAUUUUAUUGGUUUUGGACAA